Molecule: messenger RNA, 381 nt
Organism: Trichobilharzia regenti
Lineage: Eukaryota; Metazoa; Platyhelminthes; Trematoda; Strigeidida; Schistosomatidae
Source: the annotation of a GenBank genome assembly
AUGAUUAAAAAACGGAAAAUGGAAAAGCAUUCACUAGAAUCUAGUACACUGGUGAGAAUUGUUGAAGCAAGGAAGCCAACUACUCGACAUACACUGAUUGUAACAAUUAUAUUGUGCAGUCUGACUGUUAUACUAAUGACGGUUGGAAUAAGUUUAAAGUUGGCUUAUGGACCAUCAUUAUAUUAUCAUGAUGAAAAUUUUUGGCUUGCAGUAACUGGACUAAUUCUAUUGGCAAUAUCCUUUCCAGUUGGUAUCACCUCAGCCUGUCUUCUCAGUACACUAUUUCGUAUUAAAGAGUAUAUUGAGUACACGGAAUUACGUAAACGUAUGCUGGAAAGUCAGGUUUCUGCAAAGCCUAAUGAAAAGAUGCUUAGCAAAUGA